Molecule: messenger RNA, 273 nt
Organism: Guyanagaster necrorhizus
Lineage: Eukaryota; Fungi; Basidiomycota; Agaricomycetes; Agaricales; Physalacriaceae
Exons: 1
Source: RefSeq, a predicted model, not a curated record
GUCUCCUCGCGUACCACCCCUCUGCUAUCCGUUCCGUCUGGACAAUCGGCCUAUGCUGAUCCGAAGAUUGCUACCGAAACAAUCACCAAGCUAGGCAAGCUUGACGCGAGCCCGGAUAUCCUGGUUCUGAUUGCACAUGACUGUACCGUUCCCAAUGUGAUUGACGAGUUCCCUGAGAGCGUGAACGAUUGGAAGGCCAAGGGGUGGAAGGAAAAAUUGACAUGGGCGUUUUUGGAGAAGGACAGUCUGGCGUUUAGAUUUGGAAAGGCUUGA